AUGGCAGGGGAUGUGCGGCGAGGAGAGCGGAGGCGCGGCGAGGAGAGCGGAGGCGCGGCGAGGAGAGCGGAGGCAAGGGGAGGCGAACGUAGUUUUCUGACUACUACUAACAAGACUGGUGAGGCCCCGCGGUUUUCCCCUUCACCCCACGCUGCGAGUUUAGCUUUGCGGAGCUACAUGCCGCAACUGGUUCGGGUUGCAAUGGACACUUGGGGAAAUGAUGAGAUGAUGGCAAUCAAGUUGCAGCUAAGCGCAAAAUACUCCCCUCGUCGCCCUCGCCAAUGCCCCGAAACUCCCUCCCGUCGCGCAUCCUCUCUCCCAUCCCAUCGCCCCCCUCGUCGCCCUCGCCAACGAAUCAAAACUCCCUCCCGUCGCCCACCUCUCUCCCAUCCCGUCGCUCCCCUCGUCGCCCUCGCCAACGCCUCGAAACUCCCUCCCGUCGCGCAUCCUCUCUCCCAUCCCAUCGCCCCCCUCGUCGCCCUCGCCAACGAAUCAAAACUCCCUCCCGUCGCCCACCUCUCUCCCAUCCCGUCGCUCCCCUCGUCGCCCUCGCCAACGCCUCGAAACUCCCUCCCGUCGCCCACCCCUCUCCCAUCUCGUCGCUCCCCUCGUCGCCCUCGCCAACGCCCCGAAACUCCCUCCGUACGCGCAUCCUCUCUCCCAUCCCGUCGCUCCCCUCGUCGCCCUCGCCAACGCCCCGAAACUCCCUCCCGUCGCGCAUCCUCUCUCCCAUCCCAUCGCUCCCCUCGUCCCCCGUUUCAAACGCCUCAAAACUCCCUCCCGUCGCCCACCUCUCUCCCAUCCCGUCGCUCCCCUCGUCGCCCUCGCCAACUCCCCGAAACUCCCUCCCGUCGCCCUUGCUCUCUCUCCGUAGCCCAUGCUCUCUCUCCAUCGCCCUUGCUCUCUCUCCGUCGCCCUUGCUCUCUCUCCGUCGCCCUUGAUUUCUCUCCGUCGCCCUUGCUCUCUCUCCGUCGCCCUUGCCCUCUCUCCGUCGCCCCUGCUCUCUCUCCGUCGCCCUUGCUCUCUCUGCGUCGCCAUUUCUCUCUCCCGUCGCGUGUUCUCUCUCCCGUUGCCCUUUCUCUCUCCCGUUGCCCUUUUUCUCUCUCGUUGCCCUUCCACCCUCCCGUUACCCUUCCUCUCUCCCGUCGCCUAUCCUCUCCCCCGUCGCCCUUUCUCUCUCCCGGCGCCCUUGCUCUCUCCCGAUUCCUAUCCUCUCUCCCCUCCUCUCACGUUGCCCUCGAUGCAGUCGUCACCUUUCCUCUCUCCCCUCCCGUCACCCACCUCGGCGCUUUCGCGCUCGGCCCGAAAUGCCUGCAAGUCGCCCCUUGUUUUUCCCCUCCCAUCUCCCAACACCCUACCGUUCCGCACGUUUCGCUUUCUGCUUUUCCUAUGCCAUUUUUGCCGCCCCAGCAGGCACAUGUCUAUGGCGUUUGUUGUGCGUGA
Molecule: messenger RNA, 1443 nt
Organism: Closterium sp. Yama58-4
Lineage: Eukaryota; Viridiplantae; Streptophyta; Zygnematophyceae; Desmidiales; Closteriaceae
Source: the annotation of a GenBank genome assembly